Messenger RNA from Necator americanus (New World hookworm), 252 nucleotides. RefSeq lists its product as uncharacterized. Lineage: Eukaryota; Metazoa; Nematoda; Chromadorea; Rhabditida; Ancylostomatidae. The record is from RefSeq and is a predicted model, not a curated record. Bases 1 to 252 code for a protein of 83 amino acids. The transcript has a single exon.
AUGGAUCACAUUCACACAAUCUUCGCGUCUGACAGAGAUGUUAGCAGAGGUCUGGAUGAUCUCGGCCCUAGUUGGCCACCACCCAAGUCAGCUGAUCCGUCAGUGUUCGACCAGUUUUUGUGGGAAACCCUCAAGGCUAAGACAUAUCGCGAAAUCUUCUCCAGUCUUCCAGAACAGCAGCAGAACAUUUCUGAUGAGAAGUUGCAGCCAUUCCAACGGUUCUGCUUUGAUCUGCUUUCCGCCAUUUGCUGA